AUGAAGAUUAUUUCUUGGAAUAUUAGAGGGCUAGGAGGCCCUGAGAAGAGGAAGGAAGUGCGUCAGAUGGUGGGGGAGUUGAAACCUUUCAUUCUGUGUAUUCAAGAAACGAAGUUGCAAAAUUGUGAUACUUUUCUUAGCUCAACUCUUUGGGGUAGCUCUUCGCACGGUUUUUCUUAUCGACCAUCGGCUGGGGCAUCCAGAGGGCUUUUAACCUUGUGGGAUUCUUCUGAGGUGGAGGUGUGGUCGACUGAGAGCCGAGAGCAUGUGUUGUGGUGUCAUGGUCGAUUCUCGAAGACAGGGGAAGAAUUUUAUAUGGCAAAUGUUUAUGCGCCCUGUGAUGAUGGGGCUAAGCAAGGACUGUGGGAAUCUCUUUCGGCGCGGCUCCUCUUGCUGGCAGGGAAGAGGGUGUGUGUGUGUGGGGACUUUAAUGCGGUCAAACACAUUGAUGAAAGACGAUCGGUUAGGGGUGGAAAUCGGUCCUCAGAUCAUAUCCCUUUUAAUCAGUUUAUUGAAGAUAACAUGUUGAUUGAUCUUCCCCUAAUUGGACGUAAGUUUACCUGGUUCAAAGGGGAUGGUCACUCGAUGAGCCGUCUUGAUAGGUUUCUUCUUUCCGAGGAGUGGUGUUUGAAUUGGCCUAACUGUAAGCAAAUGGCCAAAAUGAGAGGGUUGUCUGAUCAUUGUCCUCUGGUCUUGUCUGCGAAUGAGGAACACUGGGGGCCAAGUCCGUCACGGAUGCUUAAGUGUUGGAAGGAUAUACCUGGGUAUAAAUUGUUUGAAGGGGACGCUAAUUCUAAGUAUUUUCAUUCAGUUUUAGCGAGCCGUCGUAGAAGGAAUUCUUUGGCAGUUAUUCAGGUAGACGGGGUUACGGUGGAGGGUGUUAAUCCUAUUAGGCAGGCAGUGUUUUCGCAUUUUGAGUCUCACUUUCAGGCUCCUAUUGUGGAUAGACCUGGGAUUGACGACCUUCAGUUCAAGAGGUUAAAUCUGGUGGAGAUUGGUGGCUUAACCAAACCUUUUUCGGAGACUGAGGUGAAGCAAGCGGUGUGGGAUUGCGAUAGUUAUAAAAGCCCAGGUCCUGAUGGUAUUAAUUUCAGCUUUAUUAAAGAUUUCUGGGUUGAGCUUCGAGGCGACGUGAUGCGCUUUAUUUCUGAUUUCCAUCGGAAUGGCAGGUUGACGAAAGGUAUCAACUCGACCUUCAUUGCUCUGAUUCCAAAAACGGAUAGUCCUCAGAGGCUGAGUGAUUUUCGCCCUAUUUCGCUUGUCGGAAGCCUCUAUAAAAUAUUGGCGAAGGUUUUAGCUAAUAGGUUGCGUCAAGUGAUUGGUAGUGUUAUUUCUGAGUCCCAGAUUGCGUUUGUGAAGAACAGACAAAUUCUUGAUGGUAUUCUCAUUGCUAAUGAGGUGGUGGACGAGGCGCGGAAAUCUAAAAAGGAUCUUUUGUUGUUCAAGGUUGACUUUGAGAAAGCUUAUGACUCGGUAGAUUGGGGAUAUCUUGAUGCCGUUAUGGGGAGAAUGGCAUUUCCGUCUUUGUGGAGGAAGUGGAUUAGAGAGUGUGUUUGUACGGCUACGGCUUCGGUACUUGUUAAUGGCAGUCCGACUGAUGAAUUCCCUCUUAGGCGAGGGCUUAGGCAGGGUGAUCCGCUCUCUCCUUUCCUUUUUCUUCUAGCGGCUGAGGGCCUUAAUGUGCUUAUGGAGGCUAUGGUGGCUCGUAAUUUGUUUACGGGUUAUAGUAUUAGUGGACAGGGGUCGGUCUCGGUGUCGCACCUUCAAUUUGCUGAUGAUACUCUCUUAAUGGGGAUAAAAAGCUGGGCAAAUGUUCGGGCUUUGAGGGCUGUUUUAGUGCUUUUUGAGACUAUGUCUGGAUUGAAGGUUAAUUUUAAUAAAAGUAUGUUGGUUGGCGUUAAUAUCUCUGAGUCCUUGUUAUGCGAAGCUGCGUCUACUCUGUGUUGUAAGGUGGGAAAGAUUCCUUUCCUUUAUAUGGGUCUUCAGAUUGGGGGUGAUCCGCGUCGUUUGGUGUUUUGGGAACCGAUGUUGACUCGUUUAAAGAACAGAUUGUCUGGGUGGAAGAGUCGCUUUUUGUCUUUUGGUGGUCGUCUGGAGUAUGGAGGCUUGGGGGUUAGACAGUUGCGUGAGUUCAAUAUAGCGUUGUUGGGCAAGUGGUGCUGGAGGAUGCUGGUGGAUAGAGAGGGACUGUGGUUUAGAGUGCUGGUAGCUAGGUAUGGGCUUGAGGGAGGUAGUUUACGAGCGGGUGGUCAGAGAGGAUCGGUGUGGUGGAGGGAGCUAGUGCGUAUUCGGGAGGGUGUUGGUGAGCCAGGAGGCAGUUGGUUUAGUGAGCAUGUUUCGAGGAGGGUGGGGGAUGGGUCGGAUACUCUUUUUUGGACUGAUCCAUGGUUGGAUGGGAUUUCGUUGAGGGAGCGGUUUGGGCGCCUUUUUGAGUUGGCUGAUCAGGUUAUUGACAGGUGGCACUGGAGGCUUGAUCCAGACUCAGGUUAUACGGUCGGGGGAGUUUAUCAGCUUCUGACGUCUCAGGAAUCAGUUACUUUGGAAGAUGCUGACAAACUUAUAUGGCACUCUCAGGUUCCCUUGAAGGUUUCCAUCUUUGCGUGGCGUUUAUUGCGGGACAGGUUGCCCACGAGAGCUAACCUGGUUUCUCGUGGCGUUUUGUCUCCCACGGCUGCCACUUGUGUUUUUGGAUGUGGAGCAGCUGAGUCGGCCCAUCAUUUAUUCCUCUCCUGUAGUAUUGCUGGAUCGCUUUGGGAUUUAGUUCGUGCAUGGAUUGGCAUUUCCUUGGUGGACUCCACGUCUCUGCGUGAUCAUUUUGUUCAGUUUACGGCCUCGUCAGUGGUGCGCACUAGAGGAACAGACGACAGAAUUAGGCAUAACAGAGGACGUGCGGAGUCUCGACAGCAUCAGGGGGAGCCGGAACACGAUGAGCCUUUGCCGGCAGUGGUUGAGCAGCAGGUUGUGCAGCAAGGCUGGCCUGGAGGGCCGAUCGAUACGAGUCUUCUGACUCGAUACGAGCAGCAUGUUGCUCGUUAUGUAUGGUUUGGUCAGGAAUGUGUCGUGGGUGACAAAAUUGAGUUAAGGAUAGCAUCUUUAGGAAGAAAGGUAGUUGAGAGGGUUCUUGAUCACCAUCCUGAAAUUAUUCAAGGGUGGUUGAAUAUUUCGGGGUUGUGCUGGCUUGAGCGGAUUAGCUUGAAACUCACCAAUCCGCAGCUUCUAUCGGCAUUUGUUGAGAGGUGGCACCCUGAAAAACAUUGUCAUUUCACAUGUCGUUCGGCGAAAUGA
Molecule: messenger RNA, 3285 nt
Organism: Trifolium pratense (red clover)
Lineage: Eukaryota; Viridiplantae; Streptophyta; Magnoliopsida; Fabales; Fabaceae
Exons: 6
Coding region: 1-3285 (1094 amino acids)
Molecular function (GO): catalytic activity
Source: RefSeq, a predicted model, not a curated record